Symsagittifera roscoffensis is the source of this 2709-nucleotide messenger RNA. RefSeq lists its product as uncharacterized. Gene Ontology annotation, biological process: mitochondrial fusion. The coding region runs from base 175 to 2532 and encodes 785 amino acids. The record is from RefSeq and is a predicted model, not a curated record. The transcript has 15 exons. Lineage: Eukaryota; Metazoa; Xenacoelomorpha; Acoela; Convolutidae.
AACCCAUGCAACUAUUGGAAUCAUACAAAAAUACAAAUCGUAAAUAGCUGAAAAUGACUUGAGAGAACAGAGAACCAAAUACCCAUCCCGUCUGCUCACCCUUCUCCGAAGAAGGGUCACAGACAACAUCCGCAAGAGUCGAUAGAUUGGAGCAAUUCCUGCGUGAAAUCAAAAAUGCCGUCAUCGUCUUCGACUCCUGCCUUCUCGACAUUUCGAAUGGGCGCCAUUUUGAGGUCGAUAAGAAUGGCCCCAGAGAGAGUUCCGAAGUUGCAGAAGAAGCACUGGCUCUUCUUGAUUCUGUCAGCCUCUGGACUGGCCACUGCACUCCUGUUUUAUUUGUACCGCAGACGACGUUCACUUGCACUUCAGUCCAGGUCAAAAUCAGCAGCUCCGACUGCCGGAGGGAGGAGACCAGUUGGCCACGUGGAUCCCCGACGUCCCUCCACUUCUUCGGUCGCAUCGGGAGGUAGAAGGCUUGUGAGUAACGAGGAGAGACACCAACAUCACCGAGCUAGGAGGGAGAGAAGCAGGAUAUCGAGAGCGAGCAGCAUCGAUAGGAUGUCCGUGUCAUCCGCUCGUUCUAAUCGGACGGCGGUGGAAGACUCAGUGCAACUUCUUGGGGAGCUGAACAUGAGUCAUUACAGUGAAGUUUUGACCACUUUCCAAGCCGAUUUGGAGUCGGCACUCUUCCAAUAUGCUAACAGGAAACAACAUGCACCCUCAACAGGAUUCUCCAACCUGAACAAACUUGCACCCAGUGGUACUCUAGGGUCCGACGAUGUCAACCACAGAGGCGAGAGCGGUUCAGCCGGGGUCAAUAGACCACAGUUAGGAUCGACACCUGUGAACAGCAAAGAACUUAUUUCGAAAUUGCAGAAACUGCUGGACUUGGCGAGUGAAUUGCACCAGAAGAACGAACUAGAUAGGAGUCGAGAUUCAAUUCAAGAUGGCGCCAUAAUAGAGGAAGACCCGAUUGAGGAAACAUUGGCGCAAUUAGGGUUGAGGUCUACUUCCUACCAUGACAACGGACUAGACAGUGAAUUGGACGACGACAAUUCUUCAACACUCUCUUUCAGAUCAGUGGACCAAGACUUCCCGACGUCCCCGUUUGGCUCGGAUGCAGAGAACGCAGACAGAGGUCAGCAAAGUACAGCGAGUGCCUCCAACACUUUCAGCAGAUUACCCAACAGCCUCAUCAGCAAAAUACCCUUCAUGAAUGGAGGACCAUCCACAUCAGCCACAAACACAAAAAUGACACGGACCACGACUGCUAACAAGUCUUCUAUGGGAUCUUUCGGUGGACAUGACGAGUCGAGUCACAAAGCAAAUGGAACUACAAGCUCGCCAAACCCCUUCCCCGUUCAUCAAUCGCAGUCUCACAGAUCAACUGGUGCUUCAUAUUCGGUGGUAGAUGACCAGUAUUUGGUGUCUUCACAAUCGAACAACACGUCACGCAGGCUUUCUUCUGGUCAACAGCAGCACUCUGUGUCACAUCAGAAUGGUCACGUGACAAUGGGGAUGGGAAUGGCUGCUGCUAGUGGCCAAAUGGGCCCAUCAGCUGAACUGAGGAACAGUGUGACCACGAACUACACAGAUCCAUCCACUAAUACAACACUCUCAUCCUACCACUCAGCUGAUUUCGACGAUGACAAUGAGUGGUUCAACACCUAUGCCAUCGCGAGUCCCCUCUCGGGUCCCUUUUUGUCUGCGAUUGGGAGUCCGACAAACGAAGUGGCCUCCUCACACUUGUUGCUCUAUGAACAGGGUCUCAAUGCAGUCAAUGACGACGCCGUCCCCUGCAGGGUGCUAAGAGCCGAACUACUCAAUCUGGGUUCUGACUCUGAAUUCUUGGCCAAGCUGUUCGGAAUUCGAAAGUCUCUCAGUCUGAUCCUUGCUGAACCCUCGAACCGUGAUUUUCUCAAAGGGGCCGGUAGACGUCUGGUGUCUGACUUUCUGAUGUGCUGCAACCACUCUCCGGCAGAGUUCCAGACUGCAUUCGAUGAGAUCAUCCGAUUCUGUGAUGAAGAACAGAACUGGCCCACUAUUGAGGAUGAACUUUCUCAUCGAGGGGUAGUGGACAUGAACUUCUUCGACAUCGUGAUCGACUUCAUCUUCUUGGAUGCAUUCGAUGACCUGGAGAGUCCCCCCUCCUCCAUUGUGAAUGUGCUGCAGAACAGGUGGCUGUCACAGUCGUUCAAGGAAACGGCCCUUCGCACAGCUGUGUGGUCUGUCCUGAAAGCGAAGCGGUCGCGACUGAGAUAUACGGAUGGGUUCAUCAACCGCUUCUAUUCUGUAUCCGAAGUGAUGUCACCGCUCUUCGCAUACGGGUUUCUGGGGCCACCGGGAGACCUGCAGGACCUUUGUCUCUUCUUCAAGAGUGAGAUUCUGGACUUCGUACGCAAGAUGUUUGACCAAUCACUAUGUAGAUACACGAGCCAAUCGGAACUAGCUGAGGACCUACUGGCACUGGCGAGGAACAAAAUAGCAAUUGUCACUCAACGCUUUAGCGAAAUUCUGCCUGCCACAACUUGAAACUAAUCACUAGAGCUACUAAAUAGGCAUUAACUUAUAAAAAUCCACAUUAAAAAAACUUCGAAUCAAAAAUAUUUUAACAUCGUGUAGUUGUUGCACUACUCAAGACUGAGAAAAGGCUGUUGUUUUCCGAUAUUUGCAGUAUUAUAGUUUUAAAAUAUAUUCUUUGUAACUUUU